This is a messenger RNA of Phytomonas sp. EM1, 2571 nucleotides long. The record is from the annotation of a GenBank genome assembly. NCBI's taxonomy places the organism in Eukaryota, Euglenozoa, Kinetoplastea, Trypanosomatida, Trypanosomatidae.
AUGAGUAGCCGGAGUAGCUUACAAAAUGACGGAAGUAAUGUUGAUGAUGAUAACACCAUAAAGGUAUGGGAGAACGCAGAGGCCCCUACUUCAUCAAUGCCGAAUGUGGAGCUGGUGGAUAAUCCUCCUGUAUUCUCUCUCCCAACUGACACCUAUCUCAAUUCACCUUUGGAGGAAGAUGGGGAUGAGGGUGUGCAAAUAAGCAAAGGUAAUUUAACUGCUGAACGUGUUGAGGAAAAAGGUCUUUUCUAUAAGGAGGAGGAUGAUGUGGAAAUCCAAAUGGAAAUGCCAGAGACACUUGACAACGUAGGCCACGAAGUGCGUCAAUAUAGGCAUGAUGAACCUCCACACCCUUUAUCGAGUCAUUAUGUUGCCUUGGAGGAUGCUUCAACCGCAUUUCCACGAAAUGAUGCAUCCGAUGUUAUGGAGUCUUCUGAGCAUGUCUCUAACAAUGCAGGAACCUUAACCUUCAGAUUACAGAACCCUUCCCAAGGAGUGCAAGCUGAGAAUGUUUCUCCACCAGAAGCAGAGAGUCUAGAAGAUAAUAGAAUAAUUGAACAAGAAAAUAUGAGCGCAAGUAUCCCGUCAAAUUUUAAAAAUCUGACCAUGCCUACAACACCGAAGAAUGAGGGGCUGUCAAUGCAUUCUCUGAGUCUUUUACGGUCUUUAUCAACGGACAUCGAGGUAUCUAACAAGGGCUUUGCUGAUAUCACACUCACAUUUUAUCCUAUGGGCUUCCAAACAAGAUUGACACAACCGGUUUAUAACACAAACGCCUUUUCCAAAGAAGGUAUUGCAAUAAUUUCAGAAUACAAUGGAUUUAGUGCUACAAGUACUGACAGGAAGGAAUGGAUUCUGAUCGCUAGGGACCUCUUUGAAGCUAUUGCACACCAUAUAUGUAUGCACCCACAGUCAUUUGUCGUCUACCAUCAAGACAAACGCAUUCAUUUUAAUUCACUGAUGUUUUUAGAAACAGAGCGCGGGCGAAGUGCUGGCCGAGAGGCUCAUGCGACUGGUCUAUCGGGUGGGAUCAAUGAUCCCGUUGCAGUGAUGCGAACAGAGCCACUCUGGCUUUCAAUAGCAUUCUCUGACCCAGCUCGUAUAAUGCCAACGGGUGUAAUAGAUUCGACGAUUUUUUCACUUUCCGACGAUCAGUUGGUUUUAGAAGGAGCAGCAGACUCAUACACCAAACAAUUUCAAGCAACACCUGUCCCUUCCACAGCAUUAUCACUGGCGAAUGUACCUCAGCAUUUGGCUGUAGUACAGAGGGAUGAGUAUCUCGCUAAAUGUAUAUUAGUUCGAAAGGAAAAAGUAAACAUCGAUCCUCAUGUUCUCGUUGAAGGCCGUCGACAGGGUUUCACAUUUGACGAAGUCAUUCAAAGUAUUAAUAAGCAUGAGCGUGGAGUAGCUGGGAAUGAGGCCGUCAUGACAGCUGUUUCUAUUGUCCAGGCUCCUACGCUUCUUCCUAAGGCUUUCCUUGGAGGGUAUCGCGUGAGGCAAGACCCUAAGCGCCUGCUUCUGCAUGCUAGCACGCAGAUUUUCAUGGCGGAUUUGGACUAUUCGCCUCAUAAUGGAAAGAAGCGCGCAGAGUUUAUUUCAAAUGAAUUGAGAUCUCGUCAGACACAAACAUACGGUAAGUCGAGGAGCACGCAGACACGCCGUGAAGGUUGCGCCCAGACCCCGCGACCAGAUUUGCUCUUAGAUAACACGCAUGACGUGCUAGUGGUGGCGCGCCCCUACUUUAGUGCUGAGGCCCUGCUAAAGCUACGUAUAGAAAAAAUUAUCAUACUACAAAAAAUGUACCGACAGUGGAAGGCCAGACAGAUUUGUCGUGAAUUGUAUGCGGCCGAAACGGAGCGACAGUUGCAGACUGCAGCUCGCCAGCGCAUAGAGGAAGCUGCAGUGCGUGCCCGAGCCAAUCUCGAGAAGCUUCGUCGCAUGAACCCGCACCGCGCGAACGAUUUCGGUGUGCUAAAAGAGGAGCUACUGCUUUGGCGAUCCAACAAAGCGAAAAGUAUUAACCAAGACGAAUCACUUUCUGCUGAGCAAAAACGUGAAGCUUUACUCUCUCUUACAAAAGAAGAAGUAAAGUUACUGCAAGACCUUGAACAGCACCGACAGGUUGUGCAGCAGAAUAAACAAGGGCAACGACUGGUUCGUGUUCUAGAGAAAGCGGCUGCCGCAAAGAUUUGGGGAGGAAUUCCUGUUACGACUCCUGGAACUCUCCGUGCCGCUGAACUGAGGAAUCUUUUCUAUAACCUAACAAACAAUGAUUUUGACGCGUCUUCGCGAAUGGAUGUGUUGUUGCACAUCAAAUGGACUGUUAAAGAGUUUCCUGAUAGUAAUGAAGCAAAAGAACUUUGCCAGCUCAUUGAUCGCGAGGCUGACUUGAUAAAUCGUGGAUGGAAGUCUGCAUCCUUGACUGAGCUUCGAAAACGAAUAACCAAUAUAUUUAGGCGCUUUAUUCUAGACCCAGAAUAUAACCCCGAAAUGGUUCGGUACAACGAUUCCAGUGUGGCCCGUCGGAAGGCUGAAACACUUGGUCUGGACAAGAUCACCUCGAGCCACUGA